CGCCAAAUAAAUGCUCAAAUGGCUUUGCGGCUGUUCGGCGUUGACUUUUGUCAUUCACGCUUGUUCUCCCUGUCAUCCUUCCAGCUGACAGUGGACGGCUUCGCCAUCGACAAAAUGGCCACAGAAGUCAAGAGUUUCUUCGAGAGUCACCCGACGCCGGCGGUGGAGCGCACGGUGCUGCAGUGCUGCGAGAACAUCCUGCUCAACGCCGCCUGGCUCAAGCGCGACGCCGACGACAUCCACCAGUAUCUGAUGCAGCGCAAGGCGCCCCCCAUUUGAGCGUG
This is a messenger RNA of Hippocampus comes (tiger tail seahorse), 284 nucleotides long. RefSeq names its product puromycin-sensitive aminopeptidase-like. The coding region runs from base 19 to 279 and encodes 86 amino acids. The record is from RefSeq and is a predicted model, not a curated record. Lineage: Eukaryota; Metazoa; Chordata; Actinopteri; Syngnathiformes; Syngnathidae. The transcript has 2 exons.